GACUGGGUACAACAGAGUCAAAAGAUGAAUACCGGCCUUCCUUUAUGGAUCACUUUGAUAAGAUGUUUGAAACGCCUCCAACAACUAAUCACGUUAAUGAUAGAAGAAGUUCAGAUAGCUCAACUAAUUCUCAAGUCGUGAUGAGAAGAACAGAGUCGCCUUUUAGUCCACCCAAGAAAUUUGGACCUGGAGAUUUUGAAUUUGUAAGUAGCUACAUGCAUUGAUCUCACUGAUUUCUAUUUAUAUUGGACAACUCUAUCAGUUGUAAACUGUUCUCCCUAGAGGUCCUGUAAGGAUCAUCUUUUAUUGCUCCAGUGUUAACACAGGAGGAAACCUAAACUAAACUAACUUCAUUUAUACUGGAUAGCUCUAUCAGAUUUAAACUGUUCUCCCUAGAGGUCCAGUGAGGAUAAUCUUUUAUUGCUCCAGUGUUACUACAGGAGGAAACCUAAACUAAACUACCUUUAUUUAUACUGGAUAGCUCUAUCAGUUCUAAGCUGUUCUUCCUAGAGGUCUCUUAUUGAUCCAGUAUUACUACAAGAGGAAACCUAAACUAAACUAACUGUAUUUAUACUUGAGCUCUAUCAGUUCUAAACUGUUCUUCCUAGAGGUCCUGUAAGGAUCAUCUCUUGUUGAUCUAGUGUUACUACAGGAGGAAACCUAAACUAAACUAACUUUAUUUAUACUCGAUAGCUCUAUCAGUUCUUAACUGUUCUUCGUGGAGAUUCAAUAAGAAUCAUCUCUUAUUGAUCCAGUGUUACUACAGAAGGAAACCUAAACUAAACAUAACUUCAUUUAUACUGGAUAGCUCUAUCAGUUCUAAACUAUUCUAAGGUGUUGAGCAACCUCCAUCCAUUACUGGUCCACCUUUGUUCUGUUCUAUGCUUCCGUAAACUGAAAUAAUUGUAUAUGAGUUUAUGUUCAAAUGAUAACUAAAUUUUUACAUUCAUUUUAUCUCCAGUUACGAAGUCUAUCUUUCGACGAACUGCUUUCUCGCAUGAACUCUUUGGAUUCAGAAAUGGAAAAAGAAAUAGACACGCUGCGAAAACGCUACCAAGGCAAGAGACAGCCUAUACUGGAUGCCAUGGAAGCCAAAAAGCGACGUCAGCAAAAUUUUUAGGUCAACACGUAGACUGGGUAAAAGACAUCAAGUCAAAGACAAUAUUUUAUGCACCAUACGUGAUCGCCUAAUUUUCGGCAGGGCAGUUUGAAACUGAUUUUGAAAUUAAUAUCAAUUGUACAAAGGAGGCACAUUGCACGAAGUUAGCCUAUUUAUACGAGUGGGAAAGACAAUAUAGAAAGAUGUGUUGUUGUGCACGAUGAAUUUCAUGAUUAGGAAUUAUCAAAAUGAACGAGGCCAUUUUAAAUCCGCAAUGCGUUAUGGUCUAAUAAACACAUCAUGUUUUGACCAUAGCCUAUCGAAGGGAAGAUGGCUGUGAAACUCAUUAGAAUAACAAUAUGUUAGUCAACGUAUAACAAUAUGUUAGUCAUUAUCUAUGUUAGUCAACGUUUAUUCAUAAAUCUGGUCCUUCACCGUCACGUGUGUAUUGUGUUUUUGCCCAACUAACCAACAGCAAUGUUUUGGGAAAGUUAUACCUAUCCGUGACUCGAACAAUAGGGUAAAUUGGAAAUUGCUAUUGGUGGAUUUGGCAAAAAUACAAUACACACGUGACGGUGAAGGACCGUAUUUAUCAAUAAACGUUGACUAACAUAGAUAAUGAGUUAUAUUGUUAUUCUAAUGAGUUUACAGCCAUCUUCCCUUCGAUAAGCUAUGCUUUGACAAAGUAACUAUGUCUAUGGGGUCGCCAUGAACCAAUACGAGAACAUGUUUUGUGAUUAGUUGAGUAGAAACCUCCGAGGAUAAGAGUUCACGAAUUGUUACAGGGGACAUUUCAAGCUCUAGAUUAACAAAAUAAAGGUUUGAUGAAUGUUCCAACUAUGUUUGAAUUUAAAUAGAAUACAUGAUAGUGUUGGGAAAGCAUUAAGAACAGCUAACCAAGCUCGCGUGACCGCGAACUCUCGUACACUCUCAUCCUCGUUUUAAAAUACAAUUAAAGUCUGUAAAGAAUAAAUGUCCUGCAGAACGAGUCACAAUCAGUGAUCACUUUUGUUUUAGGGACUAGGAAACCAAUCACAGAACAUGUUCAUGUAGUUUAAAUAUGUUUGAAACAAGACCAGUGUUAUUCACAAUAAGUUUGUAGACGUUUCUGGUUUGAAAUAUUUAUUUGGUACGAGACUGUUAGUCGAAAGCUCGUACUAAAUAAAUGUUUAAAACCACAGAACGUCUAGAAACUUGUAUAUGUUCAUUUAGGUUGGUAUUCACCGACAAUGGAAAAUAUGCCGUGUUCGUAGAAAUGUUUUUAUAGUUCGCCAGAUUUUUUGCUCCACUGAAUUAGAUUGCAGUAUUCUAGCUAGUUUCUAUGUCUAUUCUGGCAAUCUCGAUAUAAAUAUGCCAUUUCCAUAUUAAAAAAGUCCAACAUGGUUAAACUUAAAUUGGAGACGAACGUGAAAGGGGGUUGAAACACUGAAACACUAUUAUUAUGCAUUUGUUUGCUGUUUCGCGCUCCGAGUUUGCGUAAAUUAUGUUGUUCAUCUUGCUUUAUUUAAAUAUUGAAAUUAGGAAUAAAUUUGGAACUGAAAUGAUAAAUUGUCACAACUUUUACCGUUCACCUAAAACCUCCUGUGUAACCCUCUUUAUCCACUCUUUAUCCCUUUAAAUCACAAUUUUACAACAAAUAUCCUUCGGUGCCACUGUGAAUCCACGAUAUAACUCUAUUUAUCCCUCGUAAUCCACCGUAUAACUUAUAUAUCCCCGUAAACCCCUUUAAUCCACUGUCUAACCCUGAUCAACCCUCUUAAACCUUUUAUUUCACUGUAUCACUCUGUUUAACCCUCGUAAACCAUUUCAAUCCCAUUUUGUAAGCCCAAUCUGUAUCCCCAGUUACCUUCGUAAACCACUUUAAUCCACUGUGUAACCUUAUCUAGCCCUCGUAAACCCCUUUAGUCCACCGUGUAACCCUGAUUAACCAUAUUAAACCUAGCCUGCGAGCAGGCUCUCUUUCACCCAGAGAGCCUGCUCGCAGGCUAUCUUAAACCCUGCACUGCAUCACCCUAUUUAACCCUCAAAUAAUUUGAAUCCACUUUCUAUCCCCAGUUAACCUUUGUAAACCCCUUCAAUCCAUCACUUCGUCAUCUCCAAGCAUCUUCAAGACGCGUGCAAAGAAAGACAAAAUUGAAAACACAAAAUUCAUGUCUUACCAUUCAGAAAGCGACAAUAUGAUGUCGGAAAGCGUUGAGCAAUUUAAAGAACUAGCGAGGCAGAUAGAAGGCGAGGAACACGGGCGCGGAGAUGAGCGAGAACCGGACAGCGAACGCGAGUAUCGUCGGAGUAAUUUUGAACGCGAACGAAAGCUUGACUCCACACACUCUAGUCGCUACCAACCGUACAGCACGUCUAGACCUGACCGCGAGUCUAGAUCGAGCAAAAAAGAACACCGUGUUUAUGUGUAUAAUCUACCCUUCUCUCUGAAAUGGCAAGAUCUUAAAGAUCACAUGAAAAAAGGUAUGUUUUCAGACGCGUUUAAAAACGAAACUAAGUUACAUGUAUAAAAAUAUUUAGUUCGAUUUUGAUGCUGAUUUUGAAUGGCGAUUUUUUGCACCUUUUUUGCUUUCGAUCUUAAAGUUUUGAUAUUCAUGUUAAUGUCUAAGUAAAGGGCUUCAGGUUUUGCAAAAAUAUUGGCUAGAAGUUGGUUGAUUUCUUGCAGAAUUUUAGGUUUUUCUCUGGGUUUUAUGCCACGUUUAGUGAUGUCAAAUAGCAACAGCUGGUGACAGUGAUCUGCAUGAGUGCAUGUGUAACUGGACUAAUAUAAUAACUUUUAGUUUAGUUGAUUUCCAUAAUGAAAAGAUGGCUGGCUAAUUGUGUCCUGGCUCUAAAAUAUUUUGCUCGCCACAAUUUAUUGAGUACGUAAAGUCUUGUGGGCCAUUCCAUUUAAUGAACACCCCCCCCCCCCUAUGGACGAGAAUUUCUGAGGGGGGUUGAAAAAGCUAUUUCAGUGCAUCGACAUCCUUUGAUCUUUACUCUUUUUCUGAGGGGUAAGGCAAAAAUUUCUUAAUUUGGUGGGGGGGGGGAUGUUUGUGUUGGCACUUUGAUCUUUUUUUCUUAGGAUUUCAAAUUUUAUUGACCUCGUCCAUAGGGGGAUUGGGGUGUACAUUAAAUGGAAUGGCCCUGUAUUUGGUUGCAAAUGAAUAAAGAGAUGGUGCGUCCAUUAUGUUGCAAAACAUGUCUGCCAACUUGUCGUCAUGUCCUGAUGAACGUUGUGAGUAGAUGUAAUACAUGGGUCACUCCAGAAAACAUUCACACUCCCCCCACGGAGGAAAUUGAAGGGGGGGGGGGGCUUCAGAUGUCCUAGUACAUUUUGUAUAUUAUGAGAACUAAUUUUUUGUAUUAUCAGAAGUAAUUUUCCCCCUUGCCCCUUUGGACAUCACAAAUUGCCUGUGUGGAUGGAUUGUUGAUCUUUUCAGGAAUGUCCCAAUUUUAUUUUCUUGCUCGUUCUUCCCCCGAAACACUUACUGAAAAACUGCUACUGUAUAUGGAGUACUAGUUGCUAAAUUACGCUCCUCGAAUUCUGUUACUUUUGCAUAUGGUUAGAUUCCAUAAUGUAUGCUGACAUUAGUUGGUGUGCGGUAGUUGUUGAGCAAUGCAAGGGGCAUGGCGUGUAGCACUGGUUUGAAUUUUUAUGUAUCAGACCUGUUAAGGUGCACUGCACUUGAUAAUGUGUCGUACAUUUUUAUAUAAUUCUAUGUCUAACUCCAGAGAUUUUACUUUUCAAAAGGAGAAGUUGUUGUUUGUUUAAUGGUUUACCAAACUGAGUUGACUUUGUUGUGUAGCUGGUGAUGUUGUUUUUGCUGAAAUUAUGGAAGAUUCGACGGGGAAGUCAAAGGUUAGUUGGUGUCAAAUGGAUGAAAGUUGUUCCUGGUAGGAAUGAUCCAAGGAUUUUGUCGAAUGUUUGCGAUCUUUAUGUUCCUGCUAGAAUUAUAUUCAUAAUUGGGAACCGGCUAACGAAUGCAGCUUUUAACAGUUUUACUGUAACCUUGUAAGAGAAUGUGUAAACUUUAUGGGAAUCUGGGUUAAAAUAAUUGGGUAGCUUGAAAAGGCUUUGAAAACAAAUGGUUCGGUUUUUGCUAUUGUAAGUCGUGAAAAAUGGCUGAUACGUUGUUAAAAUUUUGUUUUCUUGAGCUAAAUUACGCUCUGGUUUUGAAAGUUGGUUUCUGGUUUUGUAAUUUCGAAACAUUUGCCGUGGGAAGUUUUGGAAACGUGUGUCAUUUACUCCGUUUAGUUAGAAGUCGGUGCAUAAAAAUGCAAGGUUUGACGUUGUUUCGUGAAUGAACUAUUCUCUCAACCUUGAUGAUAGCAUUGAGCGAGCCAAGUUGACAUACAGCUUUAACAUUGUGGUUACUGUACAUUGUGUGUCGUGCAUCUUUCUCAUAAUUUUCUAAUGGAUGAGAUGUGAACAAGAGUUGCAUCAGAAAAGUUGAGGAAUUUGUUGUGGUUCUGUCAAAGAAAGUGGCAGAGUGUUGUGGAGUAAGCCAGCAUGUUGACUAAAGUCCUAAAGUUUAGUUUGCAAUUUAGGGUGUGUCAUGGUAAAUUAUAUCUCCCCCCCCCCCAAAAAAAAAAAAUACUUGUAAAUUUUUCUUUGCCUUUACCAAAAUAUGAUUUCAUUGUUUUAAUUAUUUCUUUCUUUUCAUUUGCAGGGAUGUGGGUAAGUAGAUUCGGUAUUUUUCUGAGAAAUUGCCAGCAGCCAUAGUUCUUAAACUGCAAGGGAAAGUAGGACUCAAAAUAACGGUUCACGUUAUGCCGGUCAUGAUGACUGUUCAGUUCCAAUUUUGACCAGUCAAAUACGAUUUCUGAUCAGUCAACUCCCACAAGACCCCACAAAUACUCGCCUCCCUAAGCUCACUCAAUGUAUUAAGCAACCAUCAAAUUUCAGCUCGCAGCACUCUUAACUUCAAUUAAAGUUUUAAAUAUAAACUUUGUCGUAUCUUAAUUUGGUCUAUUAUAAGUUAUCUGACCAGCAGUUAGCAUAAGAAAUUCAACAACUCAAAUUCAAAUGAAAAGUUUAAUACGAAGAAAAUCCUUACAUAAUAUUUAACUAACGGGUCCACAACAGCAAAAAAAUCAAUCUUGUUCCCAGAGCGCCAAAAUGGGGUGGUCACUAUGACCGGCGUCAUACAAACUUGGCUGGUCAUAUUUAAAAUUUGGUCGGUCCUUGACUGGCGACCGUCCGUUAUUUUGAGCACUGGAAAGUAAUAUCUAAUGAAUGUCGUUUCAUUGCACAGCGUUGUGGAGUUCACAUCAACAGAAGACGCUCAGAGAGCCAUCAGAGAAUUGAAUGACAGCGAUCUUCGAGGAAGAUUGAUGAAAAUACGAGAGGUUAGAAGAGCGAAUAUUAUACUUAAAAAUCAAGCAAUUCUACAUUAAAAUUGAGGAAAUUGAAAACUGGGCAAGGCAAGCAUGUUGCAUAUUGAAAUGUGUUACCAUCCAAUUGCCACUUAUAUAUUUUGGUAGGAUCAACAAGACCGUGAUGAACGUCCACGAAGACCUCGAGAUCGAGACAGGAGCAGUCGUGAUAGAGACCAUAGCAGUUCAGGAAGUCUUGGGAGUGUUGCAGGAUUGAGUAUGCUUGGUCUCGGACAGUUUGGUCUUCUACAACAGAUGAGCUCUAAAUCAGACACUGCUUCGUGCUCUGUUUUUGUCAGCAAUGUGAGUUUGCCGAGUUGCCAAAUCAAUAUCAGGACUUUCACCGCCGUUUAUUUUGUUUAGUACUUGAAAGAUUAAUUCUGCUCUCCUUCUAAGCUUUCAAACAAAGUUAUUUUUUUUCAACCUGCUCUACUUUAUAGCCUGGUUAUUUUCGAAAACGACAUACUAAUUCGUAAAACUGAUUUAGUUAUUUGCCAUCUUAAAUCUUAAAGUUAUCUUGUUUAAGAAUGAAAGUAGUGAUACAUUAUAAUUUGGUUACAGAGCUUAGUUGUGUUGCGUUCGAAUUAAUCAAUAUAAACUUAUGUGUACAGUAGUUAUUUGGAUGACUUUAAGACACCGUAGACCGCUUCGCACAGCCGCUUACUCAGAAUAAUUCCUGCCUUUGAUAACAUUGAAGUACAAUGUUGCAAGAUACAGCAUAUCAAGCCUGUUUACAAAUAAAGUCUCUAUUUUUGUCAUGUUAUUCCACAUAUAGUAUGCUUUUAUUGCUACCAAAGUAGCAGUCAGUAUUUUGCUUUGAAAACAAAUUUCAAUAAGACUAUUUGUCACUUGGUUGUUUUGAUUGGAAUUCUUGUUGUGCUUUCAAUACGGUUUUGGCUUUGAAACCAACUGUAAUUAUUUUGGGGCGAUUUUUUUAGCUUGAUUACAGAGUGACGUGGGCGAAACUAAAAGACACCUUCAAGGCUGCAGGUAAACAUUUUCUAAGAAACGAAAUGUACAUUCUACCAAACAUGUGUUACACCAAAUUUGGAAAAAUAAUUCUUUUCUUUCGGCUGUUUUCCGUGUAGGAAGAGUUGUACGUGCUGACGUAGCGGAGGACCAUGACAAAAAAUCAAAAGGUCAUGGUACUGUGCAGUUUGAAACACCUUUGGAAGCCAUCAAUGCUGUCUGUAUCCUUUUAUAAUUUGACAUGUUGAGAUUAUAAACCAUUCUGUUGUUGUAUUUUUGAUGACAGUAAAAGCUCUCCUAUGCUUGUAUCACCAAUGAAAUUAACUUCAUAACUGUUUGUUUAAAAGCCUUGACUUUGACAAAGUUAUAAUGAAUGGGAAAUCGAUUUAUGACAGAUCCAUGAAUGUCAGACUGGUAAGUCGCAUAGGUUAGGGCAUGCGUUUUUCAGUAUGUCUGUUCAUCAGGGCUCAAAAGAGCGGGCUGCCAUUGGGCAAAAGCAGGCCAUAUAAAAAAACUGCCAAGUAAAAAAUGGCAGGUGAAAUUCUAUAGAUAUAUUUCAUUUUCUUACCACAACUCAUAUAUACUAGUUCAUUUAGUUGACUAAAUACGUUUAUAUUUGAAAUGUAAAUCCAAGUUUACUGUCUGUAGUAAAAUAGACAAGUUUAUUUUUAAAUAAUAAAAAUGCAUAUCAUAAAAACAUUGAUUUUUACAAUAGGACUCAUAUGAGACAUCGCCAUUUUGGCAGUUCAGUGAAUAAAAAUGGCAGGCUAAAAUUUAUUUCACCUGCCAAAAAAUUUCAGACUGGCAGGCCAUAUUUCUUCUCAACUGUACUUUGAGCCCUGGAAUAGUUGCAACAUAUAGGGUAUUCUGGUUACUUCAGAAUUCUUCCUGUAGUAAUACUGGAUGAAUAAAAGAUAGCCUUACUUGACUAUCAAAUGACGUUGGUUAAUAAAUUGUAGGCUUCCUCCUGUACUGAACAUUUAAAGUUAAACUUAUCAUUGUUUGUUUAGGAUCGCGAGUCGCCAUAUUUCAGCAUGUUUGGCGGUAAUGAUGGUGGAAAAACCGGUUCCACCCUGGCUGCCACUGCUGGUCUACAGAGCAUGCCUAACUUGAACAGUCUGACCAGUUUGGCAGGAUUGUCCGGUAUGGGCGGUUUGGGAGGAGGUGUGAGUCCACUGGCAUUGCUACAACUUCAAAGCCUGCAAAGCCAGAUGUCUGGGUUGGGUGGUAUGGCAAGUUUGAAUAACAUGGCUGGGUUGAGCGGUUUUGGUGGGCUUGGUACGGCCGCAAUGAAUCUUGGGACAGGUGCCACUGGGACAGGUUCGUUCCAAAGUUCGCAGGGUCUUUCUGCCGCAGAUACAUCGUCGUUAGGUGGUUACUCGAAUACCAGUGCUUUGAACACGGCAAAUGGUAGUGGUCUGAGUGCGAGUGCGAUGAGUAAUCCCUACGCUCUGUGGAUGCAGCAACUCUAUGGAAUGCAAGGCUACGGUGGCACACAGGCUUCGUAUGGUACAGCCACUGAGACACAACCGCAAGUCAAGGGCGAUCCCGCGAAGCAAGUUUUUGUACGCAAUGUAAGUGGUGGAUAUUAGUCUCUCUUUGGUAACUCUGUUUGGUAGAGGAGAUCUAGCGUGUCUGUUUUAUCCAGGUCUUUUAUGUAUUAUACUCAAGUGGCGGAAAUCAUACUUAGUGACAUUUCUCGAAAUGAAAAAUACAAACUAGACUGGACUAUAUUUGGUUGAUAAUGUCUGAUUUGGGUAACUCUGUUUCAGAUCUUUUCUUGAGGGUCUUUAUGAGGCCUUCGAAUGUUAGUUGUCAAAUAAUAUUCAAAGUAUCUGUAGAUAAAUAUAUGUCAUUUCUAAAUUGCAGUUCCGUAGUUUGUCGGCGAGAUGCUUUCUUAGUUUUCGGCCAAAAAUACGGGCAAAUGUCACGGGUGAACAGUAUUUAGACUCUCUAUAUUUGCGUUUCUUCGGAGAUUUACCAUAUAUGAUGUAUUCUUCAUAAUACGUUGAAAGCAAAAUGAAAUACUCUGUUUGUUUGUCAAGUUUAUUUCUUGGAUUUAUCUCUUUGUGAUGGAGGUGCGAGCCCCUAAAAUUUUUCCAGUACUACUGGAAAUGGCAUUUUCACAAGUUAUCAGAUGACUUUUUUGCUUUGUAUUUAAUACCAUGUAUAAGAUUGUUCGUUUCGAAGGAAAGGAUUUAUUUUGCACACGGAGAUUGUGAUUUGGCUCGGGUGUUCAUUGGGUGCUAAAUUUUGAUAUUUGAAUGCAUAAUCUUUCCGUUGCCUUGGAGUUCUGUAUGUAUUUUCGGUAGUCUUCAUUCAAUAAUUUAUUUUGGCAUUUGUUGCGUUUGUUUCUGGGUGGGUUUGAGGGUGGGGAUUGUGAGGGUUGUGUUGGGUUGGCCAUGAACACCUCAUGGAUCAACGCAUAUCCUGGUAUCAGGCAAAGAUCAGGAUGACGCGGUAAGUUUCCACCCUUUUAAGUCGAAUUGUAUGACCCAAGGUCGCUAUAGUCAGAUGGUCUGAUAACUGCAGUGCACGAUGGUGCUUAGUGAAACCUACCUUUACCAUUUGAAAAUUAAUUUUCGACAAGAAAAUUAAUCUUGCGUUUGUUAACUUGAUGUUUUUCAGCUUCCUUGGAAAGUAACCUGGCAAGAUUUAAAAGACAAAUUCAGAGAAGCAGGUACUAAAAUCUAGUCUACAGUAUCAAACUUGCCUUGAUAACAUUUUAUGAUUUUAUCUUGUUAACCGAGAUCGCCGAUAUUCUCGUUUAUAUAGACUCUGAAUAUCGCUUUAUCAUUUCUUGUUUAGGUCGUGUUGUUCGAGCUGAUGUUUUAAUGGAUGACAGCAAGAGGUCUAAAGGAUGUGGCACAGUUCUUUUCGAAUCUGCGGAAGAGGCCUCUCGUGCAGUCUGUAUCUUUUUAAAGAAAUUUGUCCUUCACGUUUCCUCUUGUAGUAACACUGGAUCAAUAAGAGAUGAUCCUUACUGGACCUCUAGCAAGAACAGUUUAGAACUGAUUGAGCUAUCCAGUAUAAAUAAAGUUAGUUUAGGUUUCCUCCUGUAGUAACACUGGAUCAAUAAGAGAUGAUCUUUACUGCACCUCUGGCGAGAACAGUUUAUAACUGAUAGAGCUAUCCAGUGUAAAAUACAACAGUUAAGUUAGUUUAGUUUAGGUUUUCUCAUGUAGUAACACUGGAUCAAUAAGAGAUGAUUUUUACUGGACUUCUAGGACGAACAGUUCAGAACUGAUAGAGCUGUCCUGUAUAAAUAAAGUUAGUUUAGUCUGGGUUUCCUCCUGUAGUAACACUGGAUCAAUAAGAGCUGGUCUUUACUGGACUUCUAGGAAGAACAGUUUAGGAUUGAUAGCGCUAUCCAGUAUAAAUAAAGUUAGUUUAGUCUGGGUUUCCUCCUGUAGUAACACUGGAUCAAUAAGAGAUGAUCUUUACUGGACCUCUAGGAAGAACAGUUCAGAACUGAUAGAGCUAUCCAGUAUAAAUAAAGUUAGUUUAGGUUCCUCCUGUACUAUUAACACUGGAUCAAUAAGAGAUAAUUCUUACUGGACCUCCAAGGAGAAUAGUUCAGAACUGAUAGAACUAUCCAGCAUAAAUAAAGUUUAGCUUCAGUAGAAGUGUUUUUCCUUGACCUUGAAUCUUCUAGUGUCAUUUAAUGGGACUAUGAUGGAUGGUCGUGAGAUUGAAGUGAGGAUGGAUCGUGGCUGA
Molecule: messenger RNA, 11143 nt
Organism: Paramuricea clavata
Lineage: Eukaryota; Metazoa; Cnidaria; Anthozoa; Malacalcyonacea; Plexauridae
Source: the annotation of a GenBank genome assembly